This is a messenger RNA of Emiliania huxleyi CCMP1516, 2871 nucleotides long. Its product is annotated as peptidase M16. The record is from RefSeq and is a predicted model, not a curated record. The transcript has 7 exons. Lineage: Eukaryota; Haptophyta; Isochrysidales; Noelaerhabdaceae. Gene Ontology annotation, biological process: proteolysis. Gene Ontology annotation, molecular function: metalloendopeptidase activity; metal ion binding. Bases 1 to 2871 code for a protein of 956 amino acids.
AUGCGUGCGGCUACGGAGAGUGCCUCUCGCCGCGCGCUGCUGUCGCUCUGCUCCGCUCUGCUGGCGACUCCCACGCCAAGCCCUGCCGCAGCGGCGGCCGCGGCUGCAGCGGCACGCGGGCUGCAGACCUUUGACAUCGCCGCCUCGGAUCUCGACCGCCGCAGCUUCCGUGGCAUGCAGCUCAGCAACGGACUGCGGGUGCUGCUGUGCUCAGACCCCGAGGCGGGCAAAGCGGCCGCCUCGAUGAACGUGGCGGUCGGCUCCAUGUCAAACCCGGUGGAGUGGCCGGGGCUGGCGCACUUCUGCGAGCACAUGCUCUUUCUCGGCACCAAGCGCUUCCCGGGCGAGGGCGAAUUUGAGAGGUUCAUUGCGGCCAACGCUGGAUCGAACAAUGCCUUCACCGGCUCCGAGGAGACAAACUACUUCUUCUCGGUGAACGGCGACGCGUUGCCUGGUGCGCUAACACGCUUCGCCGACUUCUUCACCGCGCCGCUCUUCAGCGAGAGCGGCACCACUCGCGAGGUGGACGCCAUCGACGCGGAGCACGCAAAGAACCUGCAGUCAGACUUUUGGCGCUCGGACGCCGUGCUGCGCCUCCGCGCGCGGCCAGACCACCCAUACUCGCGCUUCUUCACCGGCAACCGGCAGACUCUGCGGGGAGGCGACGCCGACGCGCGUGCCGCACUCUUCGCCUUCCACCGGGCCUUCUACCGCGCUCCGCAGAUGGCGCUCGCCGUCGCGGGGCCGCAGUCGCUCGACGCGCUACAGCGGCUUGUGCAGGCAAACUUCGGCGCGCUCCCGCCUGGGCCGGCGCCUCCCGCGAGCGCCGCGUACGACGCGUUGCCUCCGCCGUUUGACACGCAGCCGCAGGCGGAGCCGCCGGUGGCGACGGUGCUGGUUCCCGUGCGAGAGCAGCGCUCGGUGACGGUGACGUGGUGCCUGCCCGUGGAGGACCCGGACGAGUGGUGGCGCGCCAAGCCCGACUCAACCGUGCUUCUCAAGGCAAAGGGACUGGCGAGCUCCGUCGACGGCUCUAUCGACGAGUUCACGCGCUCCUUCGUCGUCCUGACGGCGUACAUCGGCCUCACGCCGCAGGGGCUGCAGCGCUGGCCCGAGGUGGUCUCUGCCCUCUUUUCGUACCUCGCGCUGCUGCGCGAGGAGGGAGUGCCGCCUCACGUCUACGCCGAGGAGCGGCGGAUGCGCGAGUUGGCCUUCGCGUUCGCCGAGCCCGCGCCGCCGAGCAGCUUUGUGCAGAGCGCCUCCGGCAACCUCUUCCUCUUCCCGCCUCGGGAGUGGCUGCGCGGCCCGCUGCUUGCGGGCGAGGGGGCGGAGCCGCUCGUGAGGUCAAUCCUCGAGGGGCUCACGCCGCAGGCGGCGGUCGUCAAGCUGACUGCGCGCGAGCUGGCCCCGCUGGCAACACGAGUCGAGCCCGUCUACAGCGCGAGCUACGGCGAGAUGCCGAUCGGCAGGGAGGUGGCCGCGUGGUCGGCAGCCCCGCGCCUCGAUGGCCUGGCGGUGCCGCCGCCCAACCGGUUCAUCCCCACAGACCUGAGCAUCAAGGCGCUGAGCAUCAAGGCGCGGGGCGCGUCGACUGCCCAGGGCGGCGGCGGCGCGGCGCGGCGCGUCAAGCCGGCGCUGCUGCUCAACACAGACUCUGACGAACGGUUUGGGAGGCCCAAGGCGUUCGCCUUCGUCUCGCUGCGCACGCCGCAGCUGUACGAGAGUGCCGCCGCCGCGGCUCAGGCCGAGCUCUACGCGGCGCUCCUCUCCGACGCGCUGCAAGACGUGACGUACCAGGCGGCACGCGCAGGGCUCUCCGCGGGCGCCUCCGUCGGUUGGCAGGGCCUGUCUCUCUCCCUCUCGGGGUACGACCAGCGGCUGCCCGAGUUGGCGGCGCUCGUGGCCGACUCGCUCCGCACGUUUGACGUGGCGCCGCUCGCGUUCGAGCGGCAGCGCGACGGCUUGCUCCGCCAGCUGAGAGGCGCGGACAAGCGGCAGCCCGUCGAGCAGGCGGCGUACCGGCGCAACCUCGCUCUCGAGACGCCGCGCUACACCAACGAGCAGCUCGCCGCCGGGCUCGAGAAGGCGACGCUGCCGCAGGUCCUCGGCCUGCAAAGGCGGCUGCUGCCCGAGGUUGAGGUCGAGGCGCUGCUCUGCGGCAACGUCGCGGAGGGACAGGCGACACAGCUCGUGCUGAAGCUGCUGAACGCACUGGGCUCGCGGCCGCUGCCGGUGGCGCGCCGCCCCGUGCGCCGCGUGCGCGUGCUUCCCGCUGGGGAGCGCACGCUGCAGCAGUUCGUCGCGGCGAGUCAGGCCGAGGUCAACUCUGCGACGGAGGUCUACUUCCAGGUUGGCGGCGACGAGGCCGACGACUGGGUGCUGCUCACGCUGCUGAGCCAGUUGAUGCAGCAGCUGGGCUACAUCGUGCAGUGCAGCGCCAACGAGAUUGACGGCGUGCGAGGGCUCUCCUUCCUCGUGCAGAGCAAGGUUGCCGCGCCCGAGGCCGUGGAGGAGCGCAUCGAGGCGUUCCUGCGGCUCUUCCGCGGCACCCUCCUCCUGCUCGGCGAGGCGGAGGUGCAGUCAUACGCCGCCUCCAUCGCCGCGCAGUUCACCGACGCGGGGCGGCUGUGGGCCGAGUGCACGCGGCGGAGAUACGACUUUGAGCGGCCGUGGCGCAGCGCCGAGAAGGUCAAGCGCCUAACGCGCGAGCAGCUGAUCGCCUUUUUCGACCGCCACGUAGCGAGCGGCAGCCCGACGCGCCGGCAGCUGUCGACACACGUGUACGCGCAGAGCAUGGCGCCACCCCAGCUGCGGGUGCAGCUGCCGGGAGACGAUUUCUACCCGGCGCCGAGGGACUUGCUACUCGUGUAG